AUGAGAGGAGAGGAGGAGAGGCAUGAGGGGAGAGAGGAGAGGAGGAGAGGCAUGAGGAGAGGUGGAGAGAUAUUGUCAGACAAGAGGCGAGGGUAUGUGGAGAAGAGUAGCGGUGUUGCUACGCCAAGAGGAAAGGAGAGGACAGUAAAAGAGAGGUGUGGAGAGAGGAGAAUUCCCUCCACCAGAGAUGUCGCUCGGCCGGCCCCGAGAGCCCAUUUCUUAAUUACCCCUUACUGUCAUCUCCACACACCCGUCGUAGAGUCUCCAACCGAGGGGACGUCACCUUGUCAUCUCCUCAACACCGCCCGUCCGCACCACGGCCACCAGCCUCCCACUUCCAACACCUAGAGACACAAGGAGGAAAUUAGAUAGAUGCCCCCUGUAGAGUUCAUCAGUCAUCCAGACAGAGGAAAGAAGAAAACAAGAUGACGCUUCACUUCUGUUCUGUUUUUCUUCAAUCUACGUUUUAAUUUAAAUGUACUGACGAGAAUCUGUUGAAUUCCCGUCACGCCCAUCUUACAAGGUAUCUAGCAUUGGAAAUAAAAAAACUGUGCCUGACAGGUGCUUGUUUUGAUAUCACGUUAUAUCACUCAUCACUGUGAUUUGAUGAAUGUGCUCAAGAAUGAGGACAUUGGUAGCUAAUUUUGUACUCCAUCGGGGAUUGGGCGACUGGGACAUGAUUUGAUGAGUGAUAGGAAGGAGCUUGUUUGAAUAUCUCAUUGAAGAUUUCAAUUGCAUACACCUUGCGUCCUCUCUCCUCGUCUCCUCCUCAAAACCCAUUGGAAGAGAAGGUCAGUGGGGAGGGACCUCUGGCUUUCUCAUCCAAUGGGUUUUGAGAAGGAGACAAAGAGAGAGGACGCGAAGAGUAUGCAAUCGAGAUAUUCACACAGUCGCACACAAUGAGAUGAGACUCUGUCUUUGUUUCGCCUUUAUGCUGACCACCUACAUAAGGUUUUGUCUUGCACAUCUGUUGUCUGGCAAUCUCAUAAUAUCACACAAAUGACCUAUCUUCUGCACUGAAGCAUCCGAUGUGUGAGUUAUUCUGAAUGUGAGUUGGCCACUGAAUAAAUACAGUAUCUAUCCAUCAAUAUAUCUUCAGGUGUGCCUGGUGUCGGUGCUGCAGGCGGCUGUAAAGGUCUCUCCUCUCAUAGAGAAGGUCAGCGACCACAAGGACUUCAAGAAGCUCCUUCGGACCCGAACCAAUGUCCUGGUGCUCUACACUAAGUCAGGUGGGUAAGAACCAAUGUCCUGGUGCUCUACACUAAGUCAGGUGGGUUAGAACCAGUGUCCUGGUGCUCUACACUAAGUCAGGUGGGUUAGAACCAAUGUCCUGCUGCUCUACACUGUCAGGUGGGUUAGAACCAAUGUCCUGGUGCUCUACACUAAGUCAGGUGGGUUAGAACCAAUGUACUGGUGCUCUACACUAAGUCAGGUGGGUUAGAACCAAUGUCCUGGUGCUCUACACUAAGUCAGGUGGGUUAGAACCAAUGUCCUGGUGCUCUACACUAAGUCAGGUGGGUUAGAACCAACAACUAAUGCCCUCCUGCUCUACACUAAGUCAAGUAGGUCAGUGGGCAUACUUUAGGCCCUUUGUAGUAAAAAUUAUAUGUGAAGUUAGAUCUGCCUGUUUUUGGUGUAAACAACCUCUUAUAGUGGUCUGUUAUUAUAUCUCUGAUCCAUCACUUGUAAUGGAACAUGAACAACAUUCUGGAAGGACUGUGAUAAUGCAUCGCACUUCUUGUUCACAACGACCUGCAGGCUUGUGACAUCUCCCCUGGAUUUGAAAAUUUUGCAUAGAAUCAUGUACUUGAACAGAAACAGACACCCAAACUAAAUGCGGUCAAAUAAAGCCUUAAAACUGCAUUCACCUACAGCCAUUAGGGAAAUCACCCUCUCUUGCAUUUAAUUCAUUUUCAUAUUUCACGCCAGCAGAAAGUGUUCAGCUCAGUUCACUCUCAUAUGCUCAUAUAAGACUCUGUGCCGUGUGUGUUUGCCGGUGUGUGUCAGGGAUCGACAUUAAUGCUUGUCCAUUUGCCCGGGGCAAGUAAAAAUAAAUGUUGGACAAGCAGAUUAUAGAUUUAAGUUUUCUGUAUAGACAAGUAAAAAACAUUCAUGCAAAAAUCACAAUAUCAAACGAUUAGGUUACUCUGAUCAUAAUUGGAUCAGUGUCCUCCGGAUGUGAUAUUUUGCUCACUGUCCUACCAAUUUCUGCAGAGCGCAUCGGAGUAUAAUUAUUAUAGACCUGCAUUGACAGACACGAGCGGUCUUUCAAUGAUGCAGUCGCAAAAUGUGUUUUUGAGAUCAAAGCGAGCCGUGUUCGCACUUUUGUUGACAAUAAUUGCUAGUGAGUUAUUUGCCCAGUUAUAGCACAUUUUUGGUCAGCAAUGAAAAUCCUGAAAACGUCAUGGUCUGUGCAUCACCUGCAUGUGGGCCGUUGCCAGAGGAGAGAGAGAGACAUUUGUGCAGCAGGUAAAAUAAUGAUAUACAACAGACUAACUAGAUAACCAGCCAAACUCUAUCUCGCUAGUUAACUAUUUAGUUAUUAGCUGCAUUAAUGUCAUUGUCAUGUCUGAUAACUUUCCACCGGCUCCAGAUUUGUUUCAUAAUUCAUGGACCGUUUCAGCCGUUGUUAGGUCAUUGUAUAAGACUUGCAUGUAUCAAACGCCGCCCCGUGAUUGAUUGCUUGCCGUUGCCGCGGCGCUGCGUUCUGGCGUUCUCCGAAGGUUUAGUCCUCCCCCCCCCAAUCAUUUCAUUUCCUGUUGUCGGCUACUCUCUCUCUCUCUACUCAGUGUAGUGCGUCCCAAAUGGAAAUCUAUUCUCUACGUCCCAAAUGGCACCUAUAUUCCCUUUUUGGGUCGCACAAUGGGCCCCUAAUCCUCAGUAUCAUGGCAAUGCCCCCAAAGCUAAAUCUAGACAAGGUGUCCAGAGAACCAUGAAUUGUUCAACUCAUAAUAAGUGUUGAAGGGGUUGUAAAAGUGAUGUAUUGUUGUUGAGCAGGGACAAAAUAACCACAGUUAUUUUACUUAUUUGAGUCUACAUUGUAUCUCAAAGGACAUUGUGUAAUGUUGCACGGUAUUGUUACAGUACAGUUUAUUACAAUUUAUUCUCUGAUGGUUUCUCAGUAGGCCUUGGCCAAUGCUGUGUUUAUGAUACUCAUAACAUGUUGGAAGUAGCCUAGUGAUCGCUCGGUUAGGUAAUGUCACAAGGUGAUGAGUGGGGGGUGGUACUUGGUAAUGCUCACGUAUACCCUCCUGUGAUUUGAUGUUUGAGUUUAUAGUCCAUGUUUUGAGUGUUGUGACCUCUGACCUUCAGUGAAUUACAGGUUUUAGAACUAUUGAGUAAUGAAAGCUGGUGAGCUUAGCAACAUAACCGAUAUUGUAGUGAAAGGUGUAUUGUAACUCCACCUGUUGUAACCUACUCCAGUCCUCUUAUCUUGUGUGUGUAAAUAGCUACCUCCGGGGACUCUAAGCUGAAGCUGCUGUCUGACGUGGCCCAGGUUGUCAAAGGACAGGGCACCAUCGCCUGGGUCAACUGUGGGUAAGUACAGGGUUGAUUGGUUGAUAGAUUGAUUUAAUUACAGUAUGGAAUGGCAUACAUUAUUAUUUCGUCACCAUGUCACAUACUGUAUGUCAUAUAUAGCGUCCAAGGGAUUUUACAAAAAGCAUUUUAGGUUAGAAGAAUGUCCUUAUUAAUUCAUCUGUGACAUGUCCCUCCUUAUCAAAAUGUCCAAGGGGUUUCUGAAUAGCAUUAUAUGUUAGAAAAAUGCCAUUAAUCCAUUCCUCCCAGUAUCAGCUCUGAGAUGUAUAGCUAUAGGAAAGUAGUAGUAAAACCCUCUUUAUACAGCUGCCUUGUAAGAGCAGAGUGAGACAGGCCUGGACUAAAUAAUCUAUAGCAGCUAUUGAAGCCUAGGACAGCUGCAUGACGUUGUGUCAUAUCUAUUUAUAUCCAUGCCAUCUCCAUCUCUCCACUGCACUUCUAAUCGGUGUUGUCUCGGCUUGGCAUAUCCUCCUGAAGUCACAGCGGAGGUUGGAGAAGAGACGCUCAUUAAAAUAGGUCAUGGGCAUCGUGUAGGAAGACAUGCUUUCCUGACCCUGUUUCCCUGAAGCCCCUGCAAUAGAUCUGUCAGGUCUGGGCAGAUGAACCAUUUGAAACGCAUUCUCUGGAAGUGUUCAUACUGGGAGGAUCCACCACACUCCCAAGACACACACUAGAAUAAUUGUUUUCCUUAAACAUUUCUUCCUUCACGUUUCCCCGCGUGAUCCGACUUCUCCUCUAGUUGUCUUUCUGCCAUUUUAUGUCCCUGUUGUUUUUUAUACCUCUCAACCUCAACCUCGAGCUCUUCGUUGCUCCAGAGAAAAUGCUUCAAACAGAAAACUACAAAGGAAUCAAGAUCACCCCUCUGACACAUACCACUCAAAGCAUCCCUCAAAAUGUCUUUCUAGCCUUUCCAAAAUGGAAGAUGGACGGGAAAGAAAAAGUGUCUCAAAACAAUGUAGCCUGGUCAGCAGUUUUAUAUAGACCUUCGUCCAAACAAGAGAUUUGCUGUGAGAUUUUCUUUAUUUUCAUGGCAGUAAAUCUGUCAACCCUCUCUUUCUAUAGCUUCUGCCUUAUAACUGAGGCUGUUCUAAUGGUUGACUUUGCCACCUGUAGCGCAGACUGUAUCACCUUGACCUAGGAGAAGAAUCCCUGCAUACUGUAUCACCUUGACCUAGGAGAAGAAUCCCUGCAUACUGUAUCACCUUGACCUAGGAGAAGAAUCCCUGCAUACUGUAUCACCUUGACCUAGGAGAAGAAUCCCUGCCGCUGCUCUCUGCAUAUCCGUCUCUCCCUUUCUCCCGACUCAUUUCAACCAUUAUUCCACUCUCAUUCCACUCUCGUUUUAAAAAUAAAUUCUGUCAAAAUAAAUACUGAAAGGUGUGGAAGUUCCUGAAGGUUCUACAGUACUGUACAUACCUGUGCCAGUGACCCUACAGAGGACCUGAUACGAAAGGGUUCAUGGCUGCUGUUACUGUUCAGACAGCCUCUCUCUAGCAGAGAGGUUUCCCCACCGUCUCAAGAUCUCCCAUGGACCAGCUCCAAAACAUAGCUUAGCCGAGUGCUGUUGGACAUGGAGAAAGACAUCCUCACGGGUGUCGUUGGAAGAAUGGUUGCCCCUGCCAACAGAGAGGAAUGUGAGCCCAGGUUGGCAGGACCUGAGAGAUGUCCAACAGUGAGGAUGCCAGAGGAACUGGGCAAGAGACAGUGCCAGUCCAGGCAUGGAUGCUAGACUGCAUACGGUGCUGAGUAAACUAGGAGAUUUGUAACUUUUAUUAUUUUUGUAAUGUGCUCAUUAAUCUCUGACUGCUUGGUUGACCAUCAGACUAAAUGCUAGCCUGAAGCCUCUUCCCAGCGGGCAAGCUGGUUGAAAACAGGUUGUAAUGACGCCAUUUCAACCAGCGUUGCCUGCUGGGUAACAAGGCAUCCCGGCCGGCCAAACCCUCCCCUAACCCGGACGACGCUGAGCCAAUUGUGCACCGCCUCAUGGGUCUCCCGGUCGCGGCCGGCUGCGACACAGCCUGGGAUCGAACCCGGGUCUGUAAUGACGCCUCUAUCACUGCGAUGCAGUGCCUACUGUUACUGCGAUGCAGUGGCUUAGACUGCUGCUCCCUUCGGGAGGCCACCUUUUGUUAACACCUCAUAACUUCCUGCCGCUCUCCCUCUUCUCAGUUCCUCCUCUAAACACCCUGUGUGUUCCCUCUUCCAACUCCAAUUGCCUAUUUACUAUUUUCAAUGUCGUUUUUAAUCAACUACCUUGCCAUUUUACACUUUUCUGGGUUGUUUUGAAUUAACAAUCAACUACAGCAGAGUACAUUUCUUUCAGUUUACUUCCUUUUGAGUUAUAAGGGUGUAAAGCCUUAUUUGAAUAUUUCUUAAUGUGUCACAGUAUGGUGGUUUGCAAUGUGAUAUCCAAUCUCUGUUGGAAGCCAACGUAAUGGAAGAUAACCAGCACUUUUACAUCACUCACAACUUGCAGUACAAAACAGUACAUGAAGACUACCUACAGUAUGUUAACUGGAACAACUACAGUGGCUUGCGAAAGUAUUCACCCCCGUUGGCAUUUCUCCUAUUUUGUUGCCUUACAACCUGGAAUUAAAAUGGAUUUUGGGGGGGGUUAUAUCAUUUGAUUUACACAACAUGCCUACCACUUUAAAGAUGCAAAAUAUUUUUUAUUGUGAAACAAACUAGAAAUUAGACAAAAAAACAGAACUUGAGCGUGCAUAACUAUUCACCCCCCCAAAGUCAAUACUUUGUAGAGCCACCUUUUGCAGCAAUAACAGCUGCAAGUCUCUUGGAGUAUGUUUCUAUAAGCUUGGCACAUCUAGCCACUGGGAUUUUUGGCCAUUCUUCAAGGCAAAACUGCUCCAGCUCCUUCAAGUUGGAUGGGUUCCGCUGGUGUACAGCAAUCUUUAAGUCAUACCACAGAUUCUCAAUUGGAUUGAGGUCUGGGCUUUGACUAGGCCAUUCCAAGACAUUUUAAUGUUUCCCCUUAAACCACUUGAGUGUUGCUUUAGCAGUAUGCUUAGGGUCAUUGUCCUGCUGGAAGAUGAACCUCCGUCCCAGCUGUGUACGGUGUGUGUGUGUGUGUGAGCAUGCAUACAUUUCUAUAAAGAUAGUAGUGGAAAAAAUACAGUACUUAAAGACUACCUUCACCGCUGGAACAACUACUGUGUCUCACUAACAGUUGCUAUAAAUCCAACCAUUUACAGAUUGGAUUAGUAUUAAAAAAUUUAUGUUUCUUAUCUUUGUAGCAAAGAAAACACAGAUAUUGAAACAAACAAUUUAAAAAAUCAAUCUGCAACAGAGGCCCCUCCCACAUCUGGGGAUAACUUCAUAGGCCAGCAGCAUACCACCCUGCAUCCCACUGCUGACUUACCUCCGAAGCUAAGCAGGGUUGUUCCUGGUCGGCCCUUGGAUGGGAGACCAGAUGCUGCUGGAAGUGGUGUUGGAGGGCCAGUAGGAGGCACUCUUUCCUCUGGUCUAAAAAUAAUUAUCACACUGCCCCAGGCAGUGAUUGGGGACAUUGCCCUGUGUAGGGUGCUGUCUUUUGGAUGGGACGUUAAACGGGUGUCCUGACUCUCUGUGGUCACCAAAGAUCACAUGGCACUUAUCGUAACAGUAGGGGUGUUAACCCCUGUGUCCUGUCUAAAUUCCCAAUCUGGCCCUCAUACCAUUAAGGCCACCUAAUCAUCCCCAGCUUCCAAUUGGCUCAUUCAUCCCCCCUCCUCUCCCCUGUAACUUUUCGCCAGGUCGUUGCUGUAAAUGAGAAUGUGUUCUCAGUCAACUGACCUGGUAAAAUAAGGGUUAAAUUAAAAAAGUUAAAGAAAAUACAGAAGUGAGGCUGAAUGUGUUUUUCACAUACACUGUAGUCUAAUCAACCCCCUCUCUACACUGUAGUCUAAUCAACCCCCUCUCUACACUGUAGUCUAAUCAACCCCCUCUCUACACUGUAGUCUAAUCAACCCCCCUCUCUACACUGCAGUCUAAUCAACCCCCUCUCUACACUGUAGUCUAAUCAACCCCCUCUCUACACUGUAGUCUAAUCAACCCCCUCUACACUGCAGUCUAAUCAACCCCCUCUCUACACUGCAGUCUAAUCAACCCCCUCUCUACACUGUAGUCUAAUCAACCCCCUCUACACUGCAGUCUAAUCAACCCCCUCUACACUGUAGUCUAAUCAACCCCCUCUCUACACUGUAGUCUAAUCAACCCCCUCUACACUGCAGUCUAAUCAACCCCCUCUACACUGUAGUCUAAUCAACCCCCUCUCUACACUGCAGUCUAAUCAACCCCCUCUCUACACUGCAGUCUAAUCAACCCCCUCUCUACACUGUAGUCUAAUCAACCCCCUCUACACUGCAGUCUAAUCAACCCCCUCUACACUGUAGUCUAAUCAACCCCCUCUCUACACUGCAGUCUAAUCAACCCCCUCUCUACACUGUAGUCUAAUCAACCCCCUCUACACUGCAGUCUAAUCAACCCCCUCUCUACACUGCAGUCUAAUCAACCCUCUCUACACUGCAGUCUAAUCAACCCCAUCUCUACAGAUUAGUGUGUGUUCUUCACAUACACUGUAGUCUAAUCAACCCCCUCUCUACAGAUGAGUGUAUGUCUGUACUGUACACCGCAGUCUAAUCAACCCCCUCUCUACAGAUUAGUGUGUGUCUGUACUGUACACAGCAGUCUAAUCAACCCCCUCUCUACAGAUGAGUGUGUCUGUACUGUACACAGCAGUCUAAUCAACCCCCUCUCUACAGAUGAGUGUGUCUGUACUGUACACUGCAGUCUAAUCAACCCCCUCUCUACAGAUGAGUGUGUCUGUACUGUACACAGCAGUCUAAUCAACCCCCUCUCUACAGAUUAGUGUGUCUGUACUGUACACAGCAGUCUAAUCAACCCCCUCUCUACAGAUUAGUGUGUGUCUGUACUGUACACAGCAGUCUAAUCAACCCCAUCUCUACAGAUUAGUGCGUGUUCUUCACAUACACUGUAGUCUAAUCAACCCCCUCUCUACAGAUUAGUGUGUCUGUACUGUACACAGCAGUCUAAUCAACCCCCUCUCUACAGAUUAGUGCGUGUUCUUCACAUACACUGUAGUCUAAUCAACCCCUCUCUACAGAUUAGUGUCUGUACUGUACACAGCAGUCUAAUCAACCCCCUCUCUACAGAUUAGUGUGUCUGUACUGUACACUGCAGUCUAAUCAACCCCCUCUCUACAGAUUAGUGUGUGUCUGUAUACGAGUGCGUUUGUUACGAGAAUUAUUUUUAAUCACAGACAGGGUCUCACUCCAUAUCAAGUGACAGUAUUAAUGUCUCUGUGCAGAAAUCUUAUUAACAUGACUUGAUGCAGUGAAUAUUAAUUCCACAGUGGCUUUUCAACCUCCGUUAAUGUUUUUGACGUUAACAUUUGUUUCUCUCUUUCUCUCUCUCUCUCUCUCUCUCUCUCUCUCUCUCUCUCUCUCUCUCUCUCUCUCUCUCUCUCUCUCUCUCUCUCUCUCUCUCUCUCUCUCUCUCUCUCUCUCUCUCUCUCUCUCUUUCUCUUUCUCUCUCUCUCUCUCUCUCAGGGAUUCGGAGGGUCGUAAACUGUGUAAGAAAGUGAAGGUCGAUCCCAGCUCUAAAAGUGGUGGCGCAGAUCUCCUGCAUUAUAAGUGAGUAUCUCAAUUGUAACAUGUACCUCAUUGUUUUACUGUAUGUGGCUUAGAAGUGUUGACACCUGUCAGAAAAUAAUGACAUGUACGAAUGUUCUCUAGGAAGUCAUGCAAGGCCAUGAUAAACAAAAAGUAACCUACUACUUCUCUUUACUGAUUGAACAAUGUGCUUGUCUCUUGCAGAGAUGGGACGUUCCAUACAGAGUACAACAGACCUGCUACAUACAAGGUCAUUACUGACUCACUUAUUCUCCCUCAGUAAUAAUAAUAAUAAUAAUAAUAAUAAUAAUAAUAUGCCAUUUAGCAGACGCUUUUAUCCAAAGCGACUUACAGUCAUGUCCCCCAAGGUCUCAAUCAACAGUAAUUAUUUCAGUGACAUCUGCUUUUCCUUGUUUGUGUUGGUCAACAAUACAGUAAUUGAUAUGAAAACGAUGCAAUUAUUCGAGUGACAUCUUUGUUUCCUGGUUAAAUGAAUGGGAGUUCAUUGUCUCUUACUAUCUCUGUUUCUGUAUAUCACCAUGGUUCUCUUCCUACAUGAUGAUGCCAAUUGGACGGACAUGUGGUUAGUCAAGACUUGAUAAUCCAAUGGGUUUAUGAGUGCUUUAUAAUCAGAGCGCUGGCAUGAGAGUGGCUGGAGUAAUGGAGUGUUCUGCUCUGGAGUAGAUCUGAUGUCUCUCUGGCCUGGCUGGUCCAGCCCAUUGGCAGGGGAUGAGCCUGUGAGCACAUCAAUACUGAUGGACUUUAAGAAAGCUUUCUUGUCAUCAUAAUGUAAAGAGUCUCCUCCUUCCAAACUCAACAUUACUGGUCAUUUAUCAGUCUGGCUACAGGUCUUGUAUUAAUGGUACUGUCUGCACAAUUAGGUCUGACCUAACAUGGCUUUGAUAGACCUCUGUAAGUAUGUUAAUAUUAGCCUAGUUGGUAAUAAGGUAAAACGUGUAAUAAUCUCACUAAGGUAUUUACACUGCUCAAAAAAAUAAAGGGAACACUAAAAUAACACAUCCUAGAUCUGAAUAAAUGAAAUAAUAUUAUUAAAUACUUUUUUGUUUACAUAGUUGAAUGUGCUGACAACAAAAUUACACAAAAAUUAUCAAUGGAAAUCAAAUUUAUCAACCCAUGGAGGUCUGGAUUUGGAGUCACCCUCAAAAUUAAAGUGGAAAACCACACUACAGGCUGAUCCAACUUUGAUGUAAUGUCCUUAAAACAAGUCAAAAUGAGGCUCAGUAGUGUGUGUGGCCUCCACGUGCCUGUAUGACCUCCCUACAACGCCUGGGCAUGCUCCUGAUGAGGUGGCGGAUGGUCUCCUGAGGGAUCUCCUCCCAGACCUGGACUAAAGCAUCCGCCAACUCCUGGACAGUCUGUGGUGCAACGUGGCGUUGGUGGAUGGAGCGAGACAUGAUGUCCCAGAUGUGCUCAAUUGGAUUCAGGUCUGGGGAACGGGCAGGCCAGUCCAUAGCAUCAAUGCCUUCCUCUUGCAGGAACUGCUGACACACUCCAGCCACAUGAGGUCUAGCAUUGUCUUGCAUUAGGAGGAACCCAGGGCCAAUCGCACCAGCAUAUGGUCUCACAAGGGGUCUGAGGAUCUCAUCUCGGUACCUAAUGGCAGUCAGGCUACCUCUGGCGAGCACAUGGAGGGCUGUGCGGCCCCCCAAAGAAAUGCCACCCCACACCAUGACUGACCCACCGCCAAACUGGUCAUGCUGGAGGAUGUUGCAGGCAGCAGAACGUUCUCCACGGCGUCUCCAGACUCUGUCACGUCUGUCACAUGUGCUCAGUGUGAACCUGCUUUCAUCUGUGAAGAGCACAGGGCGCCAGUGGCGAAUUUGCCAAUCUUGGUGUUCUCUGGCAAAUGCCAAACGUCCUGCACGGUGUUGGGCUGUAAGCACAACCCCCACCUGUGGACGUCGGGCCCUCAUAGCACCCUCAUGGAGUCUGUUUCUGACCGUUUGAGCAGACACAUGCAUUUGUGGCCUACUGGAGGUCAUUUUGCAGGGCUCUGGCAGUGCUCCUCCUUGCACAAAGGCGGCGGUAGCAGUCCUGCUGCUGGGUUGUUGCCCUCCUACGGCCUCCUCCACGUCUCCUGAUGUACUGGCCUGUCUCCUGGUAGCGCCUCCAUGCUCUGGACACUACGCUGACAGACACAGCAAACCUUCUUGCCACAGCUCGCAUUGAUGUGCCAUCCUGGAUGAGCUGCACUACCUGAGCCACUUGUGUGGGUUGUAGACUCCGUCUCAUGCUACCACUAGAGUGAAAGCACCGCCAGCAUUCAAAAAUGACCAAAACAUCAGCCAGGAAGCAUAGGAACUGAGAAGUGGUCUGUGGACACCACCUGCAAAACCAGUCCUUUAUUGGGGGUGUCUUGCUAAUUGCCUAUAAUUUCCACCUGUUGUCUAUUCCAUUUGCACAACAGCAUGUGAAAUGUAUUGGCAAUCAGUGUUGCUUCCUAAGUGGACAGUUUGAUUUCACAGAAGUGUGAUUGACUUGGAGUUACAUUGUGUUGUUUAAGUGUUCCCUUUAUUUUUUUUGAACAGUGUAUAUAAGUCAUAUUCUUCAGAAUCAAGGGAUGCAUUUCAUUAAUUGAAAUGGAGAAAACCAUUGAAAUGAUAAGAAGUUAGUUUAUGUCUGAGCAGAACAGAAAGGGAGCAGUGUUUUAGUUAGGGGUGACUGUUUCCCGUCCUACCGUCUGUUGUCUUUUAAAGGCAUACGGCUCUUCAUUAUCAAACUCAUUAUCAACAGUUCACGUGGGGAAAUUGCUUACAUGGUUACUUUGCAUUGGAUGGCUGAAUGGGAGAAGACUGAGAUGGAAGGUUAUACCAUCAGCAAUCUGUUAGACUAGAACCUUCUCUCCUAUUUUAAAUUACAACUGGGGAUUUUUUUUGAUUUUUUAUGAUGUGGAAUUAUGUCUGUGUUUAGCACUAUUAUGUCUAGAAUCUAGAGGGUGAACAUCACUUUUAGUUGUUACAGAAUGAUAAUGAUUGUUUUGACUCCCUCUGUCUUGAGUCUCACUCUCUUCUUCUCUCCUGCCCUCCAGUCCAUGGUGGCGUUUUUAAAAGACCCUACGGGAGCCCCCCUCUGGGAGGAGAACCCAGAAGCUAAAGAUGUUGUUCAUGUAGAAACUGAGAAAGUAAGUACAGAAAUAACAUGUUGUCUUACAACAAAGUGCAUCUGUAUUAUGUGCGUUUCCUGGCACAAUGUUGACUUCCUUUCAGUUUAUAACAACCGUUCAUAACAACCCACUGACAAAUGCCCUAACUUCUCAUCAAAGGAUAGAGUGGACUCCUGCUACUAAGUUUGAUCACCUUGAUACAUUCCAAGCUGACAACACAUGUCAACCUAAAAAAGACAACACAAAGCAAUAGACUGGCCAGGGGAUCAUCAGAAAGCUGAAAAGCUCUACAGUUCACGUCAGUUGAGUUCAAACACAGUCUACUAAGGGAGAGUUGGUCUGACUGCAGUCAGCACUCUCAGACACAGCUUUCCAACAGCGAGGCCGACAUGCCGUCAGAACCCAGCUCUGCACACAAAUGACACACACACAUCCACACACACCUUUGAACAGUGUUUUGAUCAGCUAACAUUCCGUUUUAUCCUAUAUUUUUUACUCGUCUAAUUCAUGGCGUAUCAUGCCUGGGGGGUGUUGAGUGGUGUAGACGUGUCAACAACUUCUGCUGAAUGAGACUUUCAGGAAGUGAGGCAGGUGAUGAGGAGUGAAGGAUGAAUAAAGCAUUAGGUGAAGAGAAGAGCCCACCCUCUGAGUGCAAAUUGGUCUCUCUCCAUCAAAAGGCAUCUUCAAAAACAUGUCUACUUCUGAUGAUGUAGUGAUGAGCACGUUUGACAGCAACUAACUGUUGUCUUGAAGUUACUCUCAUGAUGACUCUGGUCACUUAGGUACAGGUACUUAAAGGAAAAUACAACUCAAUCUAUCUUUUGGUAUACGUUUCAUUAGUUCACUGUUGAUACAGUCCCAAAAUGUUUUGCAUGUCAGAAAUCAAGUUUUCAAGAUAUAGAACUUUCAAAAUACAGAAAGUGUCACAGUAUAAUGCGUUUUGCAUCGUUAUAUCAACAGUGGACUAAUGAAACAAAUACCAAAAGAUAGUUUUUGAUUGGCGUUUUCCUUCAAGUGAUACAUAUGAAGAGCCAAAGAGAGAUGGACAGAAGAGAGAUGGACAGUGUACCUCAGUGUUGUCCACCCACUGCUCCUAAUAUAUAUGUUGAUUAGUCAGCCUUCACAACUCUCCUUUGGGAGGAGUAAAUUAUCCCUUUCAAAGCACAUGGAGGAGGAGGUCAGAGGUCAGAGACCUUGGAAGAGGAUGUGAAGAAUUGAGGAAACAAGGACGGGAAGAAUCGGGGAGAAUCUCAAUUGCAUACUCCUCUCUCCUCGCCUCCUCAAACCCCAUUGGUGGAGAAGGUCAGAGAGGAUGGACCUCUGAAAUGCAUGAGGGGGAGUGAACAAGUGUAAACAUUUGGAGAAGGACAGAGAAUCAGAACGCAGCCCUUGGGAGAAUCUCAAUUGCAUAUACUCCUCGCGUCCUCUCUCCACCUCCUUCUCAAUAGCCAUUGGAUUGGUUCAAGUAUUCCUCACACCAGUCCAUUCCUUUUAAAUCCAUGAGGGGGAGUGUACAAGUGCACACUUCAGGAGUAGGGUAGAGAAUCCAAGGUUUUGACAGCUUGUACACUUUUCAGGCAGAGCUAUUGUGCAACAACCUACUGAGUUUUCUCACUUCAUUCUACAGUAGAUCUCCUUUUUCCUCACAGGUCUUCUCUCUUCUCCUUUCUCUUUAAGGACUUCAGGAAGCUUGUAAAGAGGGAGGAGAGGCCAAUCCUCAUGAUGUUCUACGCCCCAUGUGAGGAGUCACACACACACACACAGACUCCUAAUAUAAUUUGUUUACCUCUUGAUAAGAACUCCUACCGAAGCAAUUUAGAGAAGUCGGGAUAAGAGUAAAUAGCUUCUAUUGGUAGAUAAUCUUUAAUGACUUGCAUAGAAUAUACAGCACGUCAUCAGAAGACUCUUUGAAGAUGGGAAAUGAAACUUAGGGUGCAUCCCAAAUGGUACCCUAUGCCCUGCAUAGUGCACUACUUUUGACCAGAGUCCUAUGGGUCCUGGUCAAAAGUACUCUGCCAUUCUGGCUUCUCAUUGAUUUAUCCUAUUCCCCUUACUACCAGACUCUGCCAUUCUGGCUUCUCAUUGAUUUAUCCUAUUCCCUUAUUACCAGACUCUGCCAUUCUGGCUUCUCAUUGAUUUAUCCUAUUCCCUUAUUACCAGACUCUGCCAUUCUGGCUUCUCAUUGAUUUAUCCUAUUCCCCUUACUACCAGACUCUGCCAUUCUGGCUUCUCAUUGAUUUAUCCUAUUCCCCUUACUACCAGACUCUGCCAUUCUGGCUUCUCAUUGAUUUUGAUAAUCAGGUAUUUAUUGAAUAAAAUAAUUCAUGAAAUGUGCAACCACGUUCCUCCGGCCAAGUUGGAAGCUCUAGAUAGUUUUCUUUUUACGUUAAACUUUACAAUUUAUAUCCAGCCUUUUCAUUAAAAUGCAUGGUUUUUAUAGCAUUUCGCUGGAGAGGAUUAAUACUUCACGAUGGGCCAUUUCUAGUUGUAUAACGGAAAAGCACUGUGUCCUUGGAAUGAAUGGUCAUGUUGCAGUAGUUUGUUCUUUCAAUCGUUAUUGGUUGUAUAAUCUAGAUACAUCAUGCACUACAAAGUUCUAUUCAUAUUCUAUUGGUCCCUUGAUAGAAUGAUAAAACAAUGGAAAUCUUCUUGUUUAGUAUGUUGAUUGAGAGCGACUGAGUGAUGAGUCGGUGUGCUUCUGUAACGUCUCAUGUUCUUCCUGUUACAGGGUGUGGUGUCUGCAAGAGGAUGCAGCCCGUAUUUCAACAGGCAGCUACAGAGACCAAGGGUCAAUUUGUAAGUAAAAUCUUCUCACAUUGUCAUUGCAUAAAAUCCUAACACUCUGUCGCCUGCUUUGUCUCUAAGUGUGCUUUUGGGUUAGUUGUCUAGUGGUUAAGUCCCAAAACAUUCCCAUUCUCAGUUCAAAUCUGUUCAUCAGGUCAAAUUAAUAAUCCUAUUAAAUUGCUUGCCGUGCUAGAUCAUACGAUAUACCCAGUCCAUCCCUCUCCUUGAUAUAAAUGUAUUAUGAAUGCACUGAAGAUCUAAUUUAACCAUGAUCACUUAAUAGUUCAAGUUGCGCUAUGCGGAAAUCGCUCCGCCAUUUCCUGGUUGCUAAAACUCUAAUAGUUCGCCUAAUUUCAGUUUAUGUGACAAAAUAGGCUAGUAUAGUGUAGAGAAUCAUUGUACCAUCUAAACCGAUGUGAAAUAUAUUUUCCAUAACCAAGAAUAUUGUUGUUUCAGCUGUUUGAAGCUGGUGUACAAUACCGAAAGUAUAGACGCAAAAACAAAACUGAAUAACGGGAAGCAUAGAAAUAGCGCACAUAGAACAAAUCUAGCGCGUCUUUGACUUGCUUUCAAGUAGAAUGAUAGAUCUAUAACUCAUAUUUCUAUGUGAAUUUUGGUCGGGUCACCCAAAAAGUUACAUAUUGCCACUUUAGUAUCCCCACAGCCACAAUUAUGGGAUCAUCUCCCUGCAGUUGAAGUCUCCAGUCUCUGUAUGGGUUAUAUACCAGUUUAGACUGCAGAUCAUUUGUGUUUGUUGCCUGGUUUCCUCUCCCUACCUCCACCACAAACACAUACACUGAAAACAAAAUACAAAUAGUACAAUGGAAGUCUUAAAGCAGCAAUCUGCGGUUUGAAGAAUAACCAAGGUCAACCCCACCAAUGAUUUGGUAGAAAGCUGAGGGAUGGGGCUAGAGAAAUGUAACCACUCUCCAAUUUGCAGCCAGAGCUAUGGAUGCAAGGACUGACCAUCCAUGAUAUCAAGAUUAUAGUUUAACCAUGUUUUGAGGCUAUACAGUGUUUGUUUACAUUUACAUUGUUUACAAACAGAGGAGUUAAAACAAGCUUAUAUGUUGGGUUCUGAUGGGGUACGACAGUUGAAGUAAGCUCAAGCUCAAGUUAUUUUAUUCAAUAAUUGGUUUAAUUGUUUUUAAAGUCUAAAAAUGAAUGUAGCAACUGCAACAGAUUGCCCCUUUUUAAAAACAGGUUACAGAUGAGAUUUCAACGCUAGAUGGAGUUUGGUUAAAGUAAAACACCUCUAGCUCAACAACAAGAAAGUAGACUAGAGAGUCAACCAAUGAUCAAUAUCACACAGGAGAAACCCUCAUGUGACCACCUAGGAAAACAAAGACAGCGUGUUCAUAACAAACACUCAUCUUCAAGCACAGAAGAGGCAUAGUAUAGUAGAGACACUCUGAGGGAAGAAAAUAAACCCGGCUACCGCUUAGAAACACACCUACUGUAGCUGCAUCUUUCUGUUAGGGAAAACAAUGGAAUUGCUCCAUGUGUGUUUGCCUCAUAUGGAGCAGCAUGGAAAGGAAUGGGACCUCAUUUAAGGUGUUUUUGUUUGCAUCCCAAAUGCCACCCUAUUCCCUAUCCACCCUAUUCCUUAUCCACCCUAUUCCCUAUAUUCCCUUUUUUAGUAGUGCACUAUAUAGGGAAUAGGGUGUAAUUUGGGACACAUCCUUUGUCUGAUUUCAGCUAGGCUGGCUGAUGACUGAAUAAAUAAGCCUCUCGUUUAGAGAUUUGCAUAAUGGGUCCAUUUAGCUCUCUUGUACACACAUUUGGAGUGUUCUGUUUUGGCUCUGCAAGGUGUGUGUGUGGUGUGUAUGAGGACCUGAUAGCAGAAGGAAGUAAUAGAUUUGGGAGCAUAAGCGACAGUCAGCCAAGUCAUCCAACACAUUUUCCACCGUAUCGUCACAGGUGAAGGAAGAGGAGGAGAUUUUUCUCAAAGUUUAUUUAAGUCUUCAAAAAAUAAUAAGAGCGUACAAAUCAAGUCGACACCAAAGUCAUGAAACAUUCACAUUAUGAAGGUAGGGAACCUCACAGAUUGAAAUUGAUUUGACAGAUGCUUUGAGCUUUUUGAAUUGCCCUUUGAAAAGCCAACCAAGAUAGAUAGAACAAAUUACUAUGCAAAGUUCAUUGUCCCCUUCGUCAUACAUCCUGUUUUCAUGUCUCGUUCUGUUUACAUGGUUUCCCCUCAUUUGAGUCUCCUUUGAGUCAUUCAUCUUCAUUUAGUGGAGCUUUUUUUGGUGCUUCUCUAAUGAACUAACCUGUUGUGAUGUGAUGCUUUCAAAUAAAUUCUGUGUGCGUGUGCUCUCUGUGUGUCUGGUCUCUAGGUGUUGGCUGGGAUGAACGUGCACCCAGCCGAGUUUGACGGCCUCAAGCAGGAGUACAACGUCAAAGGCUACCCCACCUUCUGUUACUUUGAGUGAGUCUCAUCUCGCUCAUCCGUCUUACUUUAAGCUACACACACACACACACAACUCACAAUAUCGUACUUUUUGGAGAAAUGUCCUCAGGUCUGAUGAAACAAAAAUAGAACUGUUUGGCCAUAAUGACCAUCGUUAUGUUUGGAGGAAAAAGCAACAUCUCAAGACAUCAGUCAGGAAGUUAAAACUUGGUCGCAAAUGGGUCUUCCAAAUGGACAAUGACCCCAAGCAUACUUCCAAAGUUGUGGCAAAAUGGCUUAAGGACAACAAAGUCAAGGUAUUGGAGUGGCCAUCACAAAGCCCUGACCUCAAUUCUAUAGAACAUUUGUGGGCAGAACUGAAAAAGCAUGUGCGAGCAAGGAGGCCUAUAAACCUGACUCAGUUACACCAGCUCUGUCAGGAGGAAUGGGCCGAAAUUCACCCAACUUAUGUUCCCAGAUCCCUACAGAUCAGUGACGGUUACAAAAGACCAUGAUCUGCAGGCAUUAGGUUCAGCUGGGGCAGCUAGUGCUAGUCCUACUGCUCACCACCGCCACCGAUUCGUUUCAGUCUCGGGACACAUGCAGGAGAUCAGGGAAGAUGAAGUUAGUACAUGAGGAUCUGUUUCCGUCUGGGAAGACCCCCCCAAGAUAUGUUAUUUUACAAGAUGUGCUCUAAUUAUUGGUUGGCUACAUUUUAGGAAGAGGAAACCUAGGCAUGUUAAUAUAUUGUUUUUAGCUUUUUUUCACAACAUUUCCUUUGUUUCCUUUCCACUUUCCGCAACAGUGACUCAGCUCUCUCUGAUGUACUGUAAAUCUCUGAUGUACUGUAUUUGUCUGAUGUACUGUAAAUCUCUGAUGUACUGUAUAUAUUUCUGAGGAAACUGUAUAUCCUCUGUGGGACGGCUGGUAGCCUAGCGGUUAGAGAGGCAAGCCAGCGACCAGAGGGUUGCCAGUUCGAAUCCCUUGUCCGACGGGAAAAACCUGUCGGGAAGUGAGCUGGCAAUCGAAGGGUUGCUGGUAUCAAGUCCUAGAUGCCAUUGCCUACCGUUGUGCCCCCCCACAACAACAGCUCCCCGGACCUCUCCAAAAAAAGCUGUGUAUAUGUGUCUUUCGUAGGGAUUGAGAUAAAAGCGGAAGUCAAAUUUCGGUUGGACCUUUUGUGCAAUUGACCAAUAAAGUGAUCUGAAUCUUAAUAAAAUGCACUUUCAUAGAGAUCACCUCUUUCAGUGUUGUCAAAAGUAGGUUCCAUUGGGGCCUCCCGAGUGGUGCAGCGGUCUAAGUUCGAUCCCAGGCUGUGUCGCAGCCGACCGCGACCGGGAGACCCAUGAGGCAGCGCCCAAUUGGCCCAGCGUCGUCCUGGUUAGGGGAGGGUUUGUCCUUGUCCCAUCGCGCUCUAGCGACUCCUUGUGGCGGGCCGGGUGCAUGCACGCUGACUUCAGUCGCCAGAUGUACAGUGUUUCCUCUGACACAUUGGUGCGGCUGGCUUCCGGGUUAAGCGAGCAGUGUGUCAAGAAGCAGUGCGGCUUGGCAGGGUCGUGUUUCGGAGGACACAUGGCUCCUGACCUUCGUACGGGAGUUGCAGCGAAGGGACAAGACUGUAACUACCAAUUUGGAUAUCACGAAAAAGGGGUAAAAAGUACAACAAAAUAAAAAUAAAACAAGUCGGUUACAGUAGGUUCCAUAGUUCUUAGAAUCAGAACUCCGAACGUUGUGCAACACACGACAUGGAUUAGUGGGUUUUCUAGAUAUAGUAAUUCCUCUGGGUCAUUCUGUAGAUGUUUUAUAGCUUUCUCUGUCGCUCUCUCCCUCGCGCUCUCCCUCUCUCUACCCCUCCCUCUCUAUUUAUUUCUCUCUCUCUGUUCUGUUUCUCUGUCUGUUCUGUUUCUCUCUCUCUGUUCUGUUUCUCUCUGUCUUUAGGAAGGGGAAGUUCCUGCACCACUAUGAAAACUACGGAGGUACAGCCAAGGACAUCGCUGACUGGAUGAAGAAGUGAGCGUUUAACCAUUUCCUUCCUGCCUUCCUUCUGACUCUAUCACUUUCCCCUUGUAAAAUAGAGUCAGGAGAUGUUCCUGAUCACUGGUUUGGGACCUGAUGUCGGAAAAGCUCUGUGGCCUAUUCAUGUUCCUGUUGGGCUCAGUUGGUGUUAGCAAGGCCAAGGCAAGGCCAUUGCCACUGCCACAUGCAUAUACAAAAAAUGUGUACUGUAGUGUAACCCGCUUUAGAUAAACGUGUCAUAUUACUCCUGCGUGGAGAGUGCGUCAAAAUCCCCCGGGGUGCUCACCCCUUAAUGUCCCCAUUCACUCUACUCCCGGUUGGCUCUCUCACACUCAUUCAACUGUUCACCAUGCUCUAGUCUAUUGAAAGUGCACAGAACAGAUUUCACAGCUAUUGCAGGAAACACAGAGAGAGAGGAAACAUUGUUAUAUGGGAACAGGAACAAUGCCUCUAAGGUCGGAGAACACAGACCGUUUGAGUCUCGAGUGGCUCUCGCAGAUGCUUCAAGGCAUGACUGCUUUCCUCUCCGUGGAGUGUACUAACCACUUCGGAGACAAUCCCACGGUAUAGACCCAUAACACGUACACAAACUCUCACACACACACGCACACACACACACACUCGCACAAACACGCACACACACACACACACACCAAGCAUCUGUUCGAAGUGGUCCUGACUCAGACGCUUUCUCCAGGGCCCUGUCCAGUCCGACCCGCUAGGAGACCCGGUAGGAGACCCGCUAGGAGACCUGUAGUACUAAUAGUUAAUGAUUAGGAAGGUAACGAUUCACCGAUAUGCAUCGGUCCCGAUUCAAACGUUAUGUCUGCAUCGGUCCGCAGACCCCAAACCGAUCCAAAUGUAGCAUGCAUCAGUCAGAAAAUCGAUUCAAAUGUUACGAAUCUGCGAUUAACUUUUUUUGUUGUUGCUCAUAUUGCUUUCUUUCUACCUUCCAAAAAUACCUCUAAUCUUUUGUCAACUGAUGCGUCCUUUCGUUCAGUGUUGAACUAAGCAUGUAACUGUGUUGACAGUCAUUGAACUACAAGUAAUUUUGCAUGCCAAACAACUCCAGGGAAUAUCAAUAGCCUAGUCAAACUGCGCACUGUGCCCAGCUUCGCUCGCUGAUCUUGCACAUCUGUGCGGCACCUUCAGCAUUCAAAUGCUAAAUUGCCGAUAUUAAGCUUUAUUAGUUGUGUGACAACGUAUGUAAUUUGCUAGGCUAUUGCUAUCUACAAUAUGUGCUGUUGAAAAUGUGUGUUUUACCUAAAUAAAAGUAAGCUACUGGAGACAGCUCUCAUCUGGCUAUAGGCUACAGGCUACCUGCUGAACGGGGCGUACAAUAGAUUUUAUUCUGAUUGUUCCGGUUCACCAUCAGCAAUAGUUUUGGUAGUUUUGCUUUAAACAAUCAGUGUAUAUGGUCAUUUUUUUGUAUAUACAGGGUAAAGUCGAUCAUUUGAUAACAAGGAUAGUCAUCAUUUUGCGAGGCGCACUACAUGGCCAAAGCGGGAAGAGAAAAGCUCACUAAAAAUGUCCAAACGGUCAAAUUAUUCGAUUUUGAGAUGGGGGUGAAAUCCACAUUCGUGCUAUAUCUAUUAAUUGGCUAUGUCAUAGCUAAUUUGUACACAAUAAAUAUAAAGCUAUAUAUACAUUGGCAAUGUCACAGUAAAUAUUAAUACAUUACUAGCUCAAACACUUAAUCUGCAAAAACGAUAAGUUAAUUAGUGGGUGAUGGUGAUUUCAGAACCAUAGUGGGUGGACAGAAAAACAGGCUACACUGGAUGGUGUGUGUGUGUGUGUGUGUGUGUGUGUGUGUGUGUGUGUGUGUGUGUGUGUGUGUGUGUGUGUGUGUGUGUGUGUGUGUGUGUGUGUGUGUGUGGGGCUCUACUUGGUCUUGGCAGUGCUAGGGAGGGCUCUGUCAUACGGGUGUGACCACUACAGGCCAGAUGUAGCUGAUGUGAGGUGGAGUAUGAGCUAUAGCUAGGUCUGCCUCCAUAACAGACAUGCUUUAACUCACUUCUCUGCUCUUUUAAAUGUCUCUCCUCCCUUCUCUCUCUCUCUCCCCCUUUCCCUUAUAGCUUUCCCCCUCUCACUUUCACUCCCACCCCACCCCCCUCUCACCUGUCUCUCUCUCCCCCUCCAGUCCCCAGCCCCCCCAGCCGAAGGCCCCAGAGGUCCAAUGGUCGGAGACUGACUCCCCCGUCUUCCACCUGACUGAUGACUCCUUCGAUGGGUUCCUGGAGGAACACCCGUCUGCCCUGGUCAUGUUCUAUGCCCCGUGUAAGUAACACACACAAAUACACACAAUGAGUAGCCUAUCAUAUACACACACACUCUCUCACACACUCAGGGGAACAGGCUAUGAUGACAUCAUAAGGCUACUUAUGCAAUAGAUUGCUAUUGUUACAAAGACAUUAUUAAAGUGCCACAGUUAAAAUCUUUAGUUGGUUCGAUUUCCAUUUCAAAACCGUUCUCAGCUUCUUCCAAAACGAAUGUGAUCUCUGUGAGGAGAGAAGCAGGGAAAUGUCAGGGGGAUGUUUUGACAGAGUUGAAAAGUAGUGCUGCUGUCAAAACGCACUGUAUCACUUCAAAAGCAUGCAAAUGCAUGCACAUAUCGAAACGCAUUUUGGAAUGCAACAUUACAUGCACUGUUACACUCUGAAUCUGUAUGAAGACACACCUCCCGUGUCACCCUCCCUGGGACCCACCUGUAGUAAAUAAAGGGCCAUGGCUCACUGGGGGUAAAAGUCCCAUUAUAAGGCUCCUUGUUACAACACAUGAGGCUGCUAGACCAACCCACCCUCGCCACAUGGUGCCCUGCCUCUCACAAUGGGCAGCCUUGCUGACACUCUUCACUGGGCACUGCUGUGGCCACUCACUGAGAAGCCCAAGCCAAGAGCAGUCAGCUGAUAUAAGCAUAUCAGGCAUUUCAGCAGCUUGUACACAUUCACACACACACACAAGCCCUCCCUAGCACUGCCAAGACCAAAUGAAGACACACACACACUGCAGUUUCUUAAUGGGCCACCUGUCAUUGUGGGAGUAAUGGCCUCAUGGUCAAGAGCAUCAGCUUUUAUUUUUGUCCAGCUCUUACCGAGAUGUUUCCUAUCCUAUGUCUGCUGCUCCCUCCCUCCCUCCACACUGUGGCUGGUUCAGUUGUCUGUGUGCAGCUGUAGAUGCAGUAUGUAUAGACCCCAAAUUAAUGUCUGUGAAUGGCUGAGGUAAACAAAAGGAUCUGGCAUAUUACCCAGCAUCCUCUAGUCUAUUCAGACCGGUGAUAGAGAGGAGAUGCGGCCAGCCGCACACUGAAGCAGCCUUAUUUUAAUACCCACGAAGCCCUUGUCUCUCCAACUCUCCAACAGAAAUAAACACACACACUCCCCUGCUGUGAAUCAGCAACAUUACAUCUAGCUUAACUCCCCUGCUGUGAAUCAGCAACAUUACAUCUAGCUUAACUCUCCUCCUUCCCCAGACACUAAAUGAAGGUGAUGGCACCAGUAGAGUGGAGAUGAUGCAGAGGAUAGAAUAAUAUACUAUUUUAUUCCUCUGUCUCCCUCUUUUACACUCCUCUUUUUACAAAAGAUUUCUACAAAAUAUAAAAAUGAAUACAUAUUUUGAGUGCAGCAGUGUGUUGUAUUAAUUUUGAAUAUAUUACAGAUGUUGCUGAUUAAGGACAGUAUUCACAGCUGUUUUUGAAUAUGGCGGUGUGCCAACUAAAGAUCUUGCAGUUGCAUCCAACCAUGCACAACAAUGUGGUAUAAGAGGGAUACACAUACACUCUGCUCUUCAAAGAGCAUCGACUACUCUUUACAACAAAACAUCUAGUGGAUGCUUGGUACAAAUAUUGAGUUCAGUCUGAUAGUUGUUUAAAAAUAAGAUGCAUUGCUGCAGAGCUCGUACAUUUUAAAGUUAAACACAGCAUUUAUUCAUGACGCUGGAAUUCGGUGUCACAGCCCUGUUGGCAAGCAAGUCAAGCUUACACACACACACACAGUCCACCCAGCUAGUUCUUCCACUGUAUGGGAACACUAGUCCUCUCGCCCUCUCACGUCCCCAGCCCUGCUAUGUCACUGUGGUCUCUGUUAAACUGUCUUCUCUCCUGUCACACUGGCUACAGGUUGCGCAACGCAAUACUAGGAAGGUGUUCUUAAAGUAUUGUACACUCAGUGUACAUUUUUAUAUAGUAAAACUGCCAGUGUUAAGUUGAAAACCAUUGGGGGGAACCGAGAAGAAUUCCCUGCAGUUUAUUUUAAUGUUACUUGGAUGAGACACUACUGAGAAUGUAAUGUUGUGAAUGGCUUGAUUCAUUCAAUUGAGGCACUUGGUUGGUUCUAUUAAGGCCAUUUACUUAUAAUGUGAUUAUGGGUAAGUAUGGUGAGAAUCCCUAACACUAGCGUUAGCUCAUCGUAGCUCGGCUUGUCAUGUCUGUUUAUGUUCGUUAAGUCAUCGUCGCUCAGCUAGUCAGGUCUGUUUGUGUAUUCACCUGCAGGGUGUGGCCAUUGUAAGAAGAUGAAGCCAGAGUAUGAUGAAGCUGCUGAAUACCUCAACAAAGACAAAAAUGUAAGUACAAUGAUGGUGUAUGUAACAGGGUGCUUUUGAUGCGUGAAUGUGUUUGCAUGCAACAGAGUGCUUGUGUUAUUUCUGUGUGUUUUAAAUAUAUGUGCAUACUUAUGUUGAAGCCUUGCAACACCACGCUGUGAAACUAAUUUAUUCCAAACCCAGCUGUGAGGAAUGUACUGUCUGAACAUCAGAACAUAAACCCCACUUGGCCUUGUACUUGGCUGGUGCAGUCGGACACACUGGACUCACUGGCUGCCAGAGCUCCUUAUGUGUUUCUGAUUAGCAGGGUGUGUCUGUCCUCACCACUAUGGUAAUGCUGCACUCCCCAGCCCUGAGCCAGAGCCCAGAGCCAAUAAAAAUCACCAGAGAUUGCCUCAUGAUUGGAGCAAUUAUCUCAUCCCUCCCUGUGCCGUCCCCGUGCAGCGGCCUUCCUGGAGAUCUGCAGCUUGGAUCCGCUCUGUUCUCCUGUCCUCCCCCCCUUCCCUUCCUCCUCCCCUCCUCUCCUCUCCUCAGCUCCCUGCCCAGACCCAGUGCUUGGAGGUCAAUGGGAAGAGCUCCCACAUUACCUAAUGCGGAUGUGCUGCCUGAGGCCUUACUACUUACACCCUGAGCCCAGGAGACCCCUGAAGUCAUCUAUUUUUCUCCUUCUACUUGUGACUUCUUUAUAUAGAAGUACAUAGAAAUGAAAAGGUGUAUUUUUCAGUGUUUUUAUUCGGCCUGUAUUGAAAUACCUCGUUAUAGAGAGGGGUCAACUGGGGUUUUGGAAUUUGGCAGCUAUAUGAGUAAGUGUUUUUUUUAUUUUACCUCUAAAAUAAUCUUCCAAAAGUGUUUAGAACUUGUUUUUUUAAAUCUCUCCUGAAAGUUAUUUAGAAGCUGUUGUUUUGUUUGGUGCACUGCAAACUUUGGGGACACACUCUUUACACGCCAUUUCUCCCGGUGGGCGGUGCUAUAUGUCAGUGGGUGUGGGUUUCAAAGUGCAAGUACUGUUCGAUGCGCGUCCACGUUCAACCGAAAACCCUCCGCCUGGGACCUCAUUCAUAAAUUAAGCUAUAGUGGAUUUAUACUUUCUAGUUUACAAUUGCACUUUUAUAUUUGUAGAUAAUUUAGCUUAUUUGAGCUAACGUUAGCUACUGUAGCUACCAAUUGGCUGGAACAGUUUUCCCAAACAUGAACAAUGUGUCAAGUUUUGCUUGCUAGCCAACCAACAACGUAAAUGCCGCUAUCAAGCCAAUCUACUAAACUCGCCUGAAUGAAAUACAGUGGGGAGAACAAGUAUUUGAUACACUGCCGAUUUUGCAGGUUUUCCUACUUACAAAGCAUGUAGAGGUCUGUAAUUUUUAUCAUAUGUACACUUCAACUGUGUGAGACGGAAUCUAAAACAAAAAUCCAGAAAAUCACAUUGUAUGAUUUUUAAGUAAUUCAUUUGCAUUUUAUUGCAUGACAUAAGUAUUUGAUCACCUACCAACCAGUAAGAAUUCCGGCUCUCACAAACCUGUUAGUUUUUCUUUAAGAAGCCCUCCUGUUCUCCACUCAUUACCUGUAUUAACUGCACCUGUUUGAACUCGUUACCUGUAUAAAAGACACCUGUCCACACACUCAAUCAAACAGACUCCAACCUCUCCACAAUGGACAAGACAAGAGAGCUGUGUAAGGACUUCAGGGAUAAAAUUGUAGACCUGCACAAGGCUGGGAUGGGCUACAGGACAAUAGGCAAGCAGCUUGGUGAGAAGGCAACAACUGUUGGUGCAAUUAUUAGAAAAUGGUUCAAGAUGACGGUCAAUCACCCUCGGUCUGGGGCUCCAUGCAAGAUCUCACCUCGUGGGGCAUCAAUGAUCAUGAGGAAGGUGAGGGAUCAGCCCAGAACUACACGGCAGGACCUGGUCAAUGACCUGAAGAAAGCUGGGACCACAGUCUCAAAGAAAACCAUUAGUAACACACUACGCCGUCAUGGAUUAAAAUCCUGCAGCGCACGCAAGGUCCCCCUGCUCAAGCCAGUGCAUGUCCAGGCCCGUCUGAAGUUUGCCAAUGACCAUCUGGAUGAUCCAGAGGAGGAAUGGGAGAAGGUCAUGUGGUCUGAUGAGACAAAAAUAUAGCUUUUUGGUCUAAACUCCACUCGCCGUGUUUGGAGGAAGAAGAAGGAUGAGUACAACCCCAAGAACACCAUCCCAACCGUGAAGCAUGGAGGUGGAAACAUCAUUCUUUGGGGAUGCUUUUCUGCAAAGGGGACAGGACGACUGCACCGUAUUGAGGGGAGGAUGGAUGGGGCCAUGUAUCGCGAGAUCUUGGCCAACAACCUCCUUCCCUCAGUAAGAGCAUUGAAGAUGGGUCGUGGCUGGGUCUUCCAGCAUGACAACGACCAGAAACACACAGCCAGGGCAACUAAGGAGUGGCUCCGUAAGAAGCAUCUCAAGGUCCUGGAGUGGCCUAGCCAGUCUCCAGACCUGAACCCAAUAGAACAUCUUUGGAGGGAGCUGAAAGUCCGUAUUGCCCAGCGACAGCCCCGAAACCUGUAGGAUCUGGAGAAGGUCUGUAUGGAGGAGUGGGCCAAAAUCCCUGCUGCAGUGUGUGCAAACCUGGUCAAGACCUACAGGAAACGUAUGAUCUCUGUACCAAAUAUUAAGUUCUGCUUUUCUGAUGUAUCAAAUACUUAUGUCAUGCAAUAAAAUGCAAAUUAAUUACUUAAAAAUCAUACAAUGUGAUUUUCUCUCACAGUUGAAGUGUACCUAUGAUAAAAAUUACAGACCUACAUGCUUUGUAAGUAGGAAAACCUGCAAAAUCGACAGUGUAUCAAAUACUUGUUCUCCCCACUGUAUAUGAAACUGAUCAUGACUAGAUUUAAUCUCGUUUCACUGCGAUUGGUUAGUCAACAUGCAAUAAUACCUGUCUACUGUCAAUCCCUGAGAUUAAUUAUUUUCAUUGCUGGCUUCAAUAAAAACUGUUAAUCUGAUCAAUAUUUUUAUUUGUUAGAGGGCCUAUACAUGACGCUAACGUUACCAUACUAUCCUGGAGGCGUACUUACCCACCCAGGAUCAUUACUUUUGCGAGUAUAAUAUCUCUCAACUUUAAACAAUGUGAAAUUUGAAUACAAAAUCAUUUGAUUAGCUUUCUUUUCUGCGGCUGCAUGAAAUGGCAAACAUAACGCGAAUUCAGCGAUUCCAUUUGUUUACUUCAUCUUUGUGGCUCCCUGAUGAAACGGUAACAUCCAUUACUUAGGUUUAGCCAACCGGUACUCUAUGGCUUAGCGGUGUGUUCAAUAGAUUCCACGAUCCGGACUGCUUGGCUCGUUCUCGUCACUGUGCACCCCUGUGCUCCCACUGUGACUUUUAUAGCAGAACCACCCACCGGGCGAAAUGCGGUGAAAAGAAUGCGUCCCGUAAACUCUGUGUGCGCCCACGUUUCUAUAGUGGUUUUGCUUUAUUCUCACUGAACCCAUCAACUAUCACUGGGCUGAGUUAGCCUUAAGGGUUGUGAUCCAGUCAGAACUAGCUGAUCUAUGAUGUGAUGACAGUGUUGUAUCCUGACCUGAUUCUUCUUGUUGCUUUAGAGCCCUGGAGUUCUGGCAGCCGUGGACACCACCAUACACAAGGCAGUGGGAGAGCGCUUCAAGAUCUCUGGCUUCCCCACCGUCAAGUACUUUGAGAAGGGAGAGGAGAAGUUUACGCUACCCCACCUCAGGAGUAAGGACAAGAUCAUAGAGUUUCUACAGAAGUGAGCCAUGAUCUUUAACUUUUUUCUGACUUUCUAUAAUCCAGGGUCAACAUAUCAGCACAGGAUUAGUGUUAUAUGUAGAUCAGUGGGCUUCAACUCAGGCAGUGGUGUGUAUCAUACCUCAUCAACAUGUCUGGUUGUGUUAUACCAGCCCCCAGGCGCCCCCUCCCCCAGAGCAGUCCUGGGAAGACAAGCCGUCCAGCGUCAGCCAUCUAGGAAUGGAGGACUUCAGGGAAGCGCUGAAGAAGAAGAAGCAUGCCCUCGUCAUGUUUUACGCACCAUGUAAGUGUAACCAGUGGGAAUUGAACCCGGGUCUCUCGUUCGCCAACACAACGUCUCAACCAUUAGACCAAGUGAUCAUCCUAAAGGUCUGAGGUUGAUAGUUGGGCUGUCAGGUCUCAGGCUGAUAGUUGGGCUGUCAGGUCUCAGGCUGGGCUACCUCAUCAUGAGUUCAGUUCCAAAUAACCUCCAGUCACAUCACCAUUUAAGCACCCUGCCGGCCAGACAACAACAACAACACUGCUCAACUUGUUGACGUCCAAUAUAACUACAUUUGAUUUAUGAUUGAUUGGCUUUUUACACCACCAAUUUUUGAUGACCUAUGUUCCCCAGGGAACAAACGGAUUUAAGUCAGGUUUUACACCACCAAUACAUAAAUCUAGCCUUUUCUCUGCCAAGAUCUGCCAUCAUCUGGUUUAACUACACCUAAGCUGUGAAGGGACCGGAAAAUGACAGAAUGCCCAAAAUAGACUUGUAGUGCUAGAGGGGGGAAAGUUGUAGAUGGCAUUGACAGGUCCAUCACCCAAUACAGCAUCUCAAUAUCCUUUCACUGGGCAUACACAGACACACACCCUUCCAGUUGAUGCAGGACAGGUUCAUGUGAUGAACCGACUCACAAGCAGCCCUGAAGUCACUGUCUGAUAAGAGCCUUCAAAGACUCUGCACAUCACUGCACCUUCCGUCUUCCUCUUAGUUAACAUGAAGCAAAACAACUCCUAAAUGCCUUUAGUUUUUUUCCUUUACAAGGCAGAACAAGGCAAUAACAACCUUCUCUUUUUCUUCCUCUGCUCAAAGGCUGAGUCCCAAAUGGCAGCCAACAGGGAGGAAGGAGGGUUCCAUUUGGGAUGCAGGCAAAGUUGUCUAAUCCUCUGUGUAACAUCUGCUGAUUAGGGGCUUUGAGAGAUCAAACUAAUCGCUAACACGUGAAGACUCUCUAAUCAAAUGCCUUCAGAUAAUAUGUUAACUGUUACCUAAAGGAGGUCUUCCGUCUGUCUUCUAAGUUCCAGCCUCCGCUUCGUCAGAUCUUCUUCUGAACUAAACUGCCGCCUCUACACAUAUGUCAGGGAGGGUAACGUUACCUCCACCUAUCCCCAGGAAAUUCCAGCUAAUUAACGUUUAUGUUGCACUUCACGAAAUGCUUGUUUGUAUCGUACCUAUUAAGCUAAUUAGUGGGGAAAGAUUCUAAUUUACAACACAAAUGCUUAAGGGUGAUUUCAUUGAGUACCGAAAGCUAUAUUUGAAUUGUCACUUUCAGGUGUGAAGUGUAGACUCAAAAUAAUUGGUAUAUUGGAGAGAUAACGCACAUACAGAGGAUAUACUAUAUUUCUGCCACCAAUUACAGAAGAAGAUUCAACAGAUAUCACAUUCUUCUACUAUGAAAUGAAAACUGGAAAAUCGAAGUAGAACGCUUGCUGUGGCACCCUGUAGUUCUGUUCUUGAAUGUCAAUGAUUACUGUACGUGAAAGGGACUGAGAAUUACUGAGGAGGCUUUCACAAGAAAAGGAGAGGGUUUUCAUGUGACAGUAAUCAUUUCUAGUCACUUUUCAGCAGAAACGUUAGCUAAGUGGACAGCUUGUCAGACAGACUGAACCAAACAGGAGGGCUGUGAAUGGGUUGGUGGCACACACACACCACUCCUCUCACCUGGUGUGUGUGUGUUCAGGGGGCCGGUGACAGAUAUGAAUCUCCCGAGGAAAGCGCCAGGGAGGUUUCAUUUAUGACUCCAAUAAAGGGAUUUAUACCUCCCUAUAAAAUACAAGUGCGCCAUUACUAAUGUGGGGUAAUUCUGAAAGUGACAUGCAGGGACAGGGAGUGUGUAUGUGUUGCGUGCAUUCUUGCAUGUGUGUUUUUGUGCUUUUCAGUGUGUGUGAGAGAGCAUAUGACCAUAGAUUAGACAUUUUGUGUGUUUGAAUUACAAUUCCUCCUGUUAUAAUGUAAUUGUGUGGUAUUAAUGUCAGUUGGGGUGAGCCAAAGGUCACAUUCUAGUUGGGGUGAAAUGCAGUUCACAACAUUAAAGGUCAAGGUUAUAAUACUUCUCUGCUCCCUAACAGGGUGUCCCCACUGCAAGAACGCUGUCCCUCACUUCACCACUGCAGCAGAUCUCUUUAAAGAGGAUCGCAAGGUGAGCCGUCCUCCAGCCCUUUCAUCAAUCUCACAUCUCUCUCUCUUUUCUCUUUCUCAAUGUACUGAUGAUGAUUUGCUCAUUUGCACUCCAGUAUCUCUAUUUGCACAUCAUCUCUUGCACAUCUAUCAUUCCAGUGUUAAUACUAAUUGUAAUUAUUUUGCACUAUGGCCUAUUUAUUGCCUUACCUCCAUAACUUGCUACAUUUGCACACACUGUAUAUAUAUUUUCUAUUUUCUGUUGUAUUUUUGACUAUGUUUUGUUUUACCCCAUAUGUAACUCUGUGUUGUUUUUAUCGCAUUGCUUUGCUUUAAAAUGAGAACUUGUUCUCAACUUGCUUACCUGGUUAAAUAAAGGUGAAAUAAAAAACUUAAAAAAUCAUCUGACACUACUACUCAUUUAGAUGACCCUCUCAGACACUACUACUCAUGUAGAUGACUCCUUCCCUCUCCUUUUUCAACUCUAAUACCCGCUUACUCCCUGACUCCCUAACUCCCUGACUCCCUGACUCACUCAGUCACUCUUUCCAGUGGUUAACAAGAUCCUCCCUAGCUGUCUGACUCAUCUCUGUUCUCACUCACACACACUCUCUAACUCAAACUCUGAACAACAGGGGAACGUGCUUUGCUGCACUCUCAGCAUAGCAUUGUUAAUCAUCAUAACACUCUAAAUGACCACAAACACAAAGAAGGUGAAGUGUUGUUGGUAUAAAUUACUUGAAUACAUCACACAUAAUGGUUGCGACACUCUUUCUUAAUCUAGCAAAGCUCUUUGGUAUUUGGCAUGCAUAUCUUUCAUUAUUCAUUUGGUUGGAAUGUGGAAAUCAAUCUCUGAUGCUAACAACAUUAGAAACAUUUACUAAAUCACUGAAUGCGUGAGGUAACUCCUUAUUCUGGUCUUAAUGGUGUACGUAUUGAUAUAUCAAGGGAAUAGUUGUUGUUCUUGUUCAGAAUCAGAUCUGCAUUGUGCAUUCUCAGCCCAGAAUGUGUCUGAAUGGUGAAUCUCUGCUGUGGAUAUGCACGCAGCCACGCAGCCUAGGUCCAAGAAUUUGUGUCUUUAUUCUAGACGCACGCAAAGGACCAUCACCAUCUACUGGCUCUUUGAUUAUAGCCCAGAUCCCAUUCACGGGGUGGGGUUGAAACGAGUCACUCUUAUGUGUCCGUUCCGUCACUGACACUGUCAAUAGUCCAGAGCAGAGUGGGUGUCUGUAACGCUGCUAGGCUUAAGGAUCUCCUACCUGUCAACUCUGAGUAAUCAACACUGAGAACAGAUUCAGAUGUCUGCAGGUGGGGUGUGGUGUAGCAACCUCCAUUUCACUGUCACGAUAAGAGUUUGGGGGAGAAAGCUCUGUGUAGCCAGGGCGGGCAGGAGGCAGGGAGGGAUGGUGUUGUUUUAUGAGGAGCAGGGAUGUCCGAUGCACAUAUCCACAGGAGGGACUUCUCUUAAAAACGUCCCCAGCCAGCCUCCCGAGUAGCGCUGUAGUCUAAGGCACUGCAUCACAGUGCUAGCUGUGCCACUCGAGAUCCUGGUUCGAGUCCAGGCUCUGUCGCGACUGGGAGACCCAUGGGGCGGCGCGAAAUUGGCCCAGCGUCAUCCAGGUUAGGGGAGGGUUUGGCCAGCAGGGAUGUUCUUGUCCCAUCGUGCACUAGCAACUCCGGUGGCGGGCCAGGUUCAGUGCACGCUGACACGGUCGCCAGGUGUACGGUGUUUCCUCCGACACAUUGGUGCGGUUGGCUUUCGGGUUAAGCGGGCAUUGUUUCAAGAAGCAGUGCGGCUCGGCUAGGUUGUGAUUCGGAGGAUGCACGGCUCUCGACCUUCGCCUCUCCCGAAUCCGUACGGGAGUUGCAGCGAUGGGACAAGACUGUAACUACCAAUUGGAUAUCAUGAAACUGGGGAGAAAAAGGGAGAAGGACAAUAAAGAAAGAAAGAAAACGUCCCCAGCUACUUAUCAUGCUCCUUCUGGUCUCUCUCUAUCCCUGGGCAGGGGAGGAGGUAAAGGGGUGACUGGACUGGAGUGAAAGAAGAGCAGCUCAUUCAGCCGUGCUCACUAUUUCUAGUGUAGGACGACAGUGUAAAGCAUAAGCCCCAGUCAGUGUAUUGGCACUAUGCAGGAGUGGAUGUGGAUGACAGCAUCGCCGGGGACCAGUGUCACCGUACUCGUUAGUAUCAUGACAAAGAAACAAAACACGGAGUGGAUUUAACUUCUUUAGGAAAAUGGCCAUGAUGUUGGAAACAAACAGUGUGACAUUUUGACAUUUUAGUCAUUUAGUAGACGCUCUUAUCCAGAGCGAUUUACACAUUGACAGAUUUUUCACUUAGUCAGCUCGGGGGUUCAAACCAGUGACCUUUCGGUUACUGGCCCAACGCUCUAAAAUGCUAGGCUACCUGCCGCCCCCGCAUUCUAUGUUACACGCAGCAGGUUUUUAAAGGACCAAAUAGUUUGAUCUGCUUCUUGUUUUCAUUUUAAGCCAUGGUAUGGUCACAGCCCUAUAUCAGUCUAUUGGGCAACUUCUCUGCCUCGUUUACCCAAGACAAACACCACCAGCUUAGUUCUGGCUUUGAAGAACACCCCAAUUAAACACCACAUACAGUAUUGUAUAAGAAAAUAGAGGAAAGGGAAGGAAAGAGAAGUGUAAGUGGGCUAUCAGUGUGCAUGCAGAGGCUUUGUACAAUGCAAGCAAUGUUCUUAUUUUUGUGAUUUAACUGAAUGUCAGCAUAUUCAGUUCUAUAAAAAGAGGAGGCCGGCUGGAAUCACUCGUAUCACAAAAAUUGGUGUUGUAAUGAGAACACUGUAGCGUAGUGAUUCGUGAAGCAGUGAAAUUGGCUUUUUGAUACAUCAGCCUAAUAACCUCCUUAUGCAGGGUGGAUUUUUCUGCUACACACACACGCACUGUCAUUAAUUAGUACCUCGGGUAGAUAGUCCACAAGUGAUUUUCCUACUCUGGAAGACACGCUUGUGUAACCUGAUGUGAAUACUUGCGUUAGCACCCCGAGCUAAUGCCUUCGCUUUGGCUCAGCAGGCUGACACAGUCCAAUGGCGCACAGAAGACCCAGGUUCGAACCCAGUCAGGCACACAUUGCUGCCUGCCUUGUUUAAGCACAAUGUGAAGUGUCUCUAAAGCCUUGUUCACACUGCAUGCCUUAAUGCUCAAAUCAGUUUUGUUUUUCUAAUCCGUUUUGGAAUACUUUGUCCAAACAGCAAGUUACAAGUGACCAAAUCGGAUUUGUGUGUCUUCAGAUUGUAGUAAUUUGCUGACAUGGCUACGCUAGUUGUCAUGGUAAUAAGUGUCAACACCACUUGAGGGAAAAUAAAUCAGAUUUGACCGUUAACACAAGUCACCAGGAAUCAGAUUGUUUAUCUGAUUUUAAAGCACCUAUGAAUGUGGUUUGAAAUGUGGCUUGAAAUAUCUGGUUCGUGCUUUUGGGCUGUUCAGACUGCAGGAAAAAAACGGAUUUUGAAUUGGUUAUGCAAAAAAAUUGGAUUUUAGUCACUUCAAAUUGCCAGUGUGAGCAAGGCUUUAUAGACUUCCAACUGUCCUCUACACAGUAUCUCUCAAUGCUCAUUGUUGGAGCUCUUGUGUUGUGAUCAAUGAGAUGUUGUUGGAGCUCUUAUUAACCAGAGGGGAUCAAUAACGGCAUUGACCACAAACCUUUGAAAAACAAUCCUUUUACGACAUCAUUCUCCUCAUGUCAAUUUACUGCAACUCUGAUUGAUCGGACUGGGAUGAGUAUCAGUGUGUCAGUCUGUUCUACAGUAAGUGAUGGUAUGGGGAAAAGCUACAUACUGCAUCAAACGCAUCCAGUGUUUCUAAGCAGGUGCUGGAGAUCAAAAUGUACAGUACCAGUCAAAAGUUUGGACACACCUACUCAUUCAAGGGUUUUCUUUAUUUGUACUCUAAUGAACUUAUCCUCUGCAGCAGAGGUAACCCUGGGUCUUCCUUUCCUGUGGUGGUCCUCAUGAGAGCCAGUUUCAUCAUAGCGCUUGAUGGUUUUUGCGACUGCACUUGAAGAAACUUUCAAAGUUCUUGAGAUUUUCUGGAUUGACUGACUUUCAUGUCUUAAAGUAAUGGACUGUCAUUUCUCUUUGCUUAUUUGAGCUGUUCUUGCCAUAAUAUGGACUUGGUCUUUUACCAAAUAGGGCCAUCUUCUGUAUACCAACCCUACCUUGUCACAACACAACUGAUUGGCUCAAACGCAUUAAGAAGGAUAGAGAUUCCACAAAUUAACUUUUAAGAAGGCACACCUGUUAAUUGAAAUGCAUUCUAGGUGACUACCUCAUGAAGCUGGUUGAGAGAAUGCCAAGAGUGUGCAAAGCUGUCAUCAAGGCAAAGGGUGGCUACUUUGAAGAAUCUAAAAUAUAUUUUGAUUUGUUUAACACGUUUUUGGUUAGUACAUGAUUCCAUAUGUGUUAUUUCAUAGUUUUGUUGUGUUCACUAUUAUUCUACAAUGUAGAAAAUAGUAAAAAUAAAGAAAAACCCUUGAAUGAGUAGGUGUGUCCAAACUUUUGACUGGGACUGUAUAUAUUCAUCAAAAUGGUCAAAGACACAUACUUGUUGUAUGUUCCUAUGUGUUUUGUUUACAAAGUUUCAACCUUUUCGUCUUAAAACAUAAUCUAGGUCAGUGGUUCCCAACUCCAGUCCUCGAGUACCUUCCAACAGCACACAUUUUUGUUGUAGCCCCAGACAAAAAAACACCUGAUUCAGCUCAUUGAGGGCCUGAUGAUUAGUUGAAAGGUUGAAUCCAGUGUGCUUGUCCGGGGCUACAAUAUAAAUGUGUACUGUUGGGAGUACUGCAGGACUGGAGUUGGGAAACACUGAGCUAACUUGCAGUGUGCAGACCCAGUAUCUUAGGCCUACCUUCUGCUGUAAAAUACCCCUUUGAUGUUCAAAAUAGCAAAAGACAGUAUCUCUCUGAUCCGGAAUUAAAGACUGACCAUGUUCCAUCUCUGUCAGAUAGUGUCAUGCCCUGACCUGGAGAGACUGUUAUUCUCUACGUAGUUUGGUCAGGGUGUGAAAGUCUAGGUUUUGUAUUUCUAUGUUUGGCCGGGUGUGGUUCCCAAUCAGAGGCAGCUGUCGCUUGUUGUCUCUGAUUGGGGAUCAUACUUAGGCAGCCAGUUUUCCUGCCUGGGUUGUGGGAUCUUGUUUGUGUUUGGCUUGUUUGUGUAUAGCCUUCCGACGUCACGUUUUGUUGCCUUUUGUUGUUUUGUACGUGUUUAUCCAGUUUAAUAAACAUGUUCGCAAACCACGAUGCACCUUGGUCUGACCCGUCUCUCAACGAUCGUGACAGAUAGCUCAUGUUCCCAGGUUCCUUAUUGGCAUGCUGACACACACAGCAAUCUAAGAAAUGUUUAACCAUUCAUAAAUAAUUGGUCAUUUAGCAGACGCUCUUAUACAGAGCGACUUACAGGAGCAAUCUAGUGGUGCGGGGGCUGUGCUUUGGCAGAGUGGGUGGGGUUAUAUCCUUCCUGUUUGGCCCUGUCCGGGGGUUUCUUCGGAUGGGGCCACAGUGUCUCCGGACCGCUCCUGUCUCAGCCUCCAGUAUUUAUGCUGCAGUAGUUUAUGUGUCGGGGGGCUGGGGUUAGUUGGUUAUACCUGGAGUACUUCUCCUGUCUUAUCCAGUGUCCUGUGUGAAUUUAAGUAUGCUCUCUCUAAUUCUCUCGUUCUCUCUUUCUCUCUGAGAACCUGAGCCCUAGGACCAUACGUCAGGACUACCGGGCAUGAUGACACCUUGCUGUCCCCAGUCCGCCUGGCCUUGCUGCUAUUCCAGUUUCAACUGUUCUGCCUGCGGUUACGAAACCCCUACCUGUCCCAGACCUGCUGUUUUCAACUCUUAAUGAUCGGCUAUGAAAAGCCAACUGAGAGACCUGAGCCCUAGGACCAUACGUCGGGACUACCGGCCGUGGUGACUCCUUGCUGUCCCCAGUCCGCCUGGCCUUGCUGCUAUUCCAGUUUCAACUGUUCUGCCUGCGGUUAUGGAACCCCUACCUGUCCCAGACCUGCUGUUUUCAACUCUUAAUGAUCGGCUAUGAAAAGCCAACUGAGAUUUAUUCCUGAUUAUUAUUUGACCAUGCUUGUCACUUAUGAACAUUUUUUAACAUCUUGGCAUGGUUCUGUUAUAAUCUCCACCCGGCACAGCCAGAAGAGGACUGGCCACCCCUCAUAGCCUGGUUCCUCUCUAGGUUUCUUCCUAGGUUUUCGCCUUUCUAGGGAGUUUUUCCUAGCCACCGUGCUUCUACACCUGCAUUACUAGCUGUUUGGGGUUUUAGGCUGGGUUUCUGUACAGCACUUCGAGAUAUUAGCUGAUGUAAGAAGGGCUAUAUAAAAUAAAAUUGAUUGAUUGAUUGAUUAAGUGCCUUGCUCAAGGGCACAUCGACAAAUGUUUCACCUAGUCGGCUCGGGGAUUAGAACCAGCGACCUUUCGGUUACUGGCACAACGCUCUUAACCACUCAUCUAACCGUGUAUUGACAGUAAUGCUGAAUCCUUCCAUUUAUGAGCAUGAUGACCAUGUGUUUUCACUCACUGAACAGAGCAUGUUAGACAACGGCUUAAUUUAAAUAAUCUACGGCUUUUUAAAUGUCACACAACAUGGAUGAGAUGAGCAUUUCAUAUUGUUAUUAUGUAGGCUACAUGACAGAGGUUUCUCCUGUCUGAGAUUGCAACACGUCAAACUGUCAAAUUAGUUUUGCCUCACCGAGACGUCAAUCAUUUACAGAUUCAACAUAUUGGUCCUCAGGAGACUGAUGGUGAUUACUUAAUGGUGACAAGCUUAAUGUGCUGCGUUGUGUCCCAAAUGACACCCUAUUCCCUUUCAAAAGUAGUGCACUACAUAGGGAAUAGGAUGCCAUUUGGGACACGGAUGCUGACAUUUGAGCCAUAAUAAUAAGCCAUUUAGCAGACGCUUUUAUCCAAAGCGACUUACAGUCAUGUGUGCAUACAUUUUUACGUAUGGGUGGUCCCGGGGAUCAAACCCACUACCCUGACGUUACAAGCGCCAUGCUCUACCAAUUGAGCUACAGAGGACCAGCCAUCCAAAAGGACAAGCCGAGCAGAGGGAGGGGCUGAGCUAUGUAUCAGCGAGAUGGUAUUUACGGCUCAUUUGUGCUGGGGGUUUUCUGACUGCCGUGCUGCGACAGCCCCGACAUUAAUCUCUUUUGUUGUUUUUAUGAAGGAGUGAUUCGUUUUCUUUUCCCACCAACUCUAAAUGGUCUAGCUUGAGAGGAAUGUAUUAGGUAUUUUUCUUAAAGGGUAUGUUCAGUAUUUUACAACUUAAUGUUAGAUGGUUCCUCACCCUGACAUUUGUCUAUGGGACAGGAUAAACUGUUUAAAUAGCCACUACAAACUUAUACCAUACAGCUCUGGGUUAAAGGGGAAGUUUGCUAUUUUGCUCAGUUGCUAGCUAAAAUGGCUAGCUAAAAAUCUAUUGGAGUGAUAAGGCAGGUGAGGAACUAUCUAACAUUAAGUUGUAAAAAUUGAACUUCCACUUUAACCCAGCUAAAUCUGAGAAUGUGGAGGGAAUCAAUGCGGACGCAGAACAGCUCAGUCGGUGCCAAAGUAGCCGUGUUGAAAGCAUUUACUGUAAAUGUUCACUUUAAUAAUAAUAAUAAUAAUAUGCCAUUUAGCAGACGCUUUUAUCCAAAGCGACUUACAGUCAUUCGUGCAUACAUUUUUGUGUAUGGGUGGUCCCGGGGAUCGAACCCACUACCUUGGCGUUACAAGCGCCGUGCUCUACCAGCUGAGCUACAAAGGACCACUUUCUUGUUGUGAAUAACAGUAUUUUACAACAUGCACCCAUUUUACCCUAGUAGUCCAGCGCAUAUGGCAGAUGUUUUCAUUUUUUUAAAUUAAAACACUUUAGAACAAUCACAAUGCUUUUAACCGCUCAUGAAAUUUGUUUAAAAUAAAUGCAAUACAAUCCUACACAUAUCCAUGAGGUUCUUAUGUAACUGACCAUUGUCUAAACUAGUUGUGGUUGCUAUUACAGAUUGCAUUCUAUGGAUGACAAUAUCAUGUUGAUGCUACAGUAAGCUACUAUAUGCUUUGUCCCUCAGAUAGCCUAUGCUGCCGUGGACUGCACUAAAGGACCGAACCAAGAGCUGUGCAAGCAGGAGAGUGUGGAGGGCUACCCCACCUUCAACUACUACAACUACGGGAAGUUCGCAGAAAAAUACAACGGAGACCGAGGGGUAAGUGACAUCUUUAGACUUAGUAGCCUCUGCCGAGUCACCAACAAUCGGUUGUUCCGGUUUUCAGGGGAAAUGGAAAGAGAGCCUGUGACGUGACUUCCGCUUUUGGACGUUAACAAGGCGACACUCCAUCUUAACACCUCCACAUUUACUGCACUGUUCGACGAGAACCUCCCCCGACAGUUUGUUCUUCUUCUCAUCAAUAGCAGUAUGUAGGGGAUCUACACUGAAUAAAAAUAUAAACAAUUUCAAAGAUUUUACUGAGUUAUAGUUCAUAUAAGGAAAUCAGUCAAUUGAAAUAAAUUCAUUACGGCCUAAUCUAUGGAUUUCACAUGACUGGGAAUACAGAUAUGCAUCUGUUGGUCACAGAUACCUUUAAAAAAAUAUAUAUAUAUGGGCGUGGAUCAGAAAACCAGUCAGUAUCUGCUGACCACCAUUGGCCUCAUGCAGCGCGACACAUCUCCUUCGCAUUGAGUUGAUCAGGGUGUUGAUUGUGGCCUGUGGAAUGUUGUCCCACUCCUCUUCAAUGGCUGUGCGAAGUUGCUGUAUAUUGGCGGGAACUGGAACAUGCUCAAAAAUGAUCAAUGGGUGACAUGUCUGGUGAGUAUGCAGGCCAUGGAAGAACUGGGACAUUUUCAGGUUCCAGGAAUUGUGUACCGAUCCUUGUGACAUGGGGCUGUGCAUUAUCAUGCUGAAACAGGAGGUGAUGGCGGCAGAUGAAUGGCACGACAAUGAGUCUCAGGAUCUUGUCACUGUAUCUCUGCAUUCAAAUUGACAUCGUUAAAAUGCAAUUGAGUUCGUUGUCCGUAGCUUAUGCCUGCCCAUACCAUAACCCCACCGCCACCAUAGGGCACCCACAACGUUGACAUCAGCAAACCGCUCGCCCACAUGACGCCAUACACGCUGUCUGCCAUCUGCCCGGUACAGUUGAAACCUGGAUUAAUCCGUGAAGAGCACACUUCUCCAGCGUGCCAGUGGUCAUUGAAGGUGAGCAUUUGCCCACUGAAGUCGGUUAAGACGCCGAACUGCAGUCAGGUCAAGUCCCUGGUGAGGACGACGAGCACGCAGAUGAGCUUCCCUGAGACGGUUUCUGACAGUUUGUGCAGAAAUUAUUUGGUUGUGCAAACCCACAGUUUCAUCAGCUGUCCGGGUGGCUGGUCUCAUACAAUCAUGCAGGUGAAAAAGCCGGAUGUGGAGGUCCUGGGCUGGCGUGGUUACACGUGGUCUGUAUUAGCUGAUGUAAGAAGGGCUAUAUAAAAUAAAAUUGAUUGAUUGAUUGAUUUGUGAGGCCGGUUGGAUGUACCCAAAUUCUCUAAAACGACGUUGGGGGCGGCUUAUGGUAGAGAAAUGAACAUUCAAUUAUCUGGCAACAGCUCUGGUGGACAUUCCUGCAGUCAGCAUGCCAAUUGCACGCUCACUCAAAGCUUGAGACAUCUGUGGCAUUGUGUUGUGACACAACUGCACAUUUUAGUGGCCUUUUAUUGUCUCCAGCACAAGGUGCACCUGUGUAAUGAUCAUGUUGUUUACUCUUGAUAUGUCACACCUGCAAAGUGGAUGGAUUAUCUUGGCAAAGGAGAAAUGCUCACUAACAAGGAUGUAAACAAAUUUGUGCACAACAUUUUAGAGAAAUACGUUUUUCGUGCGUAUUGAACAUUUCUGGGAUCUUUUAUUUCAACUCGUUAAACAUGAGACCAACACUUUACAUGUUGCGUUUUAUGUUUUUGUUCAGUGUAGUUGCAGGCGUUUCUUUUGCACCUGCUACGUUAGGUUAUAGUCUUAGUGCCCUAUUAAAAGACUGAAUGUUCAUUUAUAUACUUUUGUUGUUACCUUUGAAUAUGGAAUCUGUCAACUUUCACGAUUUCUAUACUUUCUGUAUUUAUAAACUCUGCCUUAUAUACUAAAUGUACACCAUUAAGCUCUAUUACACCGUUAACCCCUAUUACAUCUUUAUAACAGGCCUCUCCUCUCUUCCUCUCCCCAGGAGGCGGGGUUUAUAGGUUUCAUGCGCAGCCUGCGGGGGCGGGACCAGGGCAAGAGGAAGGAGGAGCUUUAA
Molecule: messenger RNA, 40379 nt
Organism: Coregonus sp. 'balchen'
Lineage: Eukaryota; Metazoa; Chordata; Actinopteri; Salmoniformes; Salmonidae
Source: the annotation of a GenBank genome assembly